This is a messenger RNA of Drosophila teissieri, 1611 nucleotides long. RefSeq lists its product as uncharacterized. NCBI's taxonomy places the organism in Eukaryota, Metazoa, Arthropoda, Insecta, Diptera, Drosophilidae. The record is from RefSeq and is a predicted model, not a curated record. The transcript has a single exon. The coding region runs from base 1018 to 1440 and encodes 140 amino acids.
AGAUUUCUUACUUUUGUCAACUGUUUUUAUGAGUCCUACGACAGCUGAAACCUAAGCGGUCGUAAACUAAUUAUGGACAUUACAUAUCCAUCAGCCUGAUGGGAUAACAACUGUCAACCGUUGCGAAGGAGAUUCCUUGGAUAUCCAUCAAGCGUCAUGCAAGCAACACCCAAAUCAAAACUAUCCACCUGCCACACGUGGCAAGUUGUCGUUGUCGUCGUCAUCGUAUUAUUUUAUGAUUGACGCGUCGGUGUUUAGAUUCGAUUUCACUAUUACCAGCGAUACCAAAGUACAGGUAACAAGGAAAUCCAGCAGAGCAAUAUUAUUCAGUGAAACGGAAGCACUAAGGAGAUAUGCAAUCCUGAAGAAUUCGCGUUAAUUUUACACAUACAAUAUAGAAACGUUCAUGUUGAAGGAGUAUCUUGUUAUAUACAGCUUAUUUUUGGAUAGUAAUCCUAAUUAAUAAAAGUUAUUCUCUGUGCAUUUGGGAGAUACAUCGCAAUAGCUGUAGAUGGUGGGGGAUAAGCGCAAGGCUCAAUGAGUCAUUGCGUCUGGCAUGACAGCGAAACGACACCGAGAAAGCCGCACGAUUGUGACCUUUCUCGAAAUGGGUCUGGUUGGGUGGCAGCCACGGAAUCCGAGUCCGUGGCCAACGGAAGACGGAAAGCGGGGAAAAGUUUUCGACUUCAAGGCAAGCCAAAAGACAAAAGGGGGAGCAAUUACUUUUGGAGGCAAAAACUUUGGGCCGCCUGACGUUUGACUUUUGCCCGCUUCGUUCACGGCAAAGGAAAAUGCGCAACAAUACUGGGAGUAUUUUGGCUUUCGGAUUGCACACAGCACAUAACAGGCCUAAACGGACUUAUAGACCAGCUAUUCCGCCUGCCGUGACUUAUUCGCGUUUCUGCAACGGACGCGGCAGGUUCUCCCGGCGAUUGGAGUUCCACUUUUCCCCAUUGUUGGCCACCUAACGAGCAAAGUUUUUCCACCGCGCACUUUAAUUUUCCGGCCAUUAGUGGCAUGUCCACCGACGAGGAUUCCCUGGGCAGUCCCCUCAAGCCGGCCACGCCCACACCCGGUGAACGCGAACCGACACGGGAACGCCACCGGGGCGGUCGAUCUGGCGCCUCGGAUCUGCUGCGCCACCAGCAGAGCUUCGAGGCACGCUACAGUGGCAUCAUCCAGAAGCAAAUCUGGGAGACGAGCAUCAACAAGGAUGUGCUGGAACGCCAGCUGAAUGCCUACUUCCCCUUCUCCCGCAGCGCCUCGCUCACCAAGGACGCAGCCGGCGGAUUCGAUCAGCUCCUGCCGCCGGCGACGAGCGGUGGUGGUCUGAAGACGCGAUCCCUGGCCACCACGCCCACCAGGCGACCCGGCGUCUGCCUGGAGAAGCUGGAGACGGUGGAUGUGGCCUCCAUCGAGCAGCAGAAGCAGGCGAAGUGAUGUCCAAGGACUAUGAUUGCUGAAUCAUUGCGAUGCCCGUAAGGUUGAAAGGCAAUUCUGAACCUUUUUACUCUAAGAUAGGAUAGGUGCGAUAUCUUAUUAGGACCCGGAUAACCAAUUUAUCAUUCGACUAGGUAUAUUUAAUAUGUAAUAUCUGUGAAAAGCCGAAAC